UCUCAUUCUCCUGAAAUGGCUUGUUAUGGCAAGAUAUUUGCCACAAUAUUUAUAGUUUUGAACUUAAAAACAUUUGUUGAAGGUGCACCACAAGUACCAUGUUACUUCAUAUUUGGAGAUUCGUUACUUGAUAAUGGAAACAACAAUGAACUUAACACAACGGCAAAGGCUAAUUACCCACCUUACGGGGUGGACUUCCAGGGUGGUCGUCCGACCGGCCGUUUCACCAACGGCCGUAACACGGCUGACUUCCUAGCGGAAUACUUGGGAUUUGAUCACUACAUUCCCCCUUUUGCAAGUGUAAAAGAUAGCGAGAUCUUGGAAGGUGUAAAUUAUGCAUCUGGUUCAGCUGGAAUUCGCAACGACAGUGGAAGUCAUCUUGGUGAUCGGAUUUACUUGGGCAGACAAUUGGAGAAUCAUCAAACAACAAUUUCGCGUAUAGCUAAUCUGGUGGGGAAUACAACUUCAGCUCAAAAGCACUUGAAUAAAUGCUUAUUCAUAGUUGGAAUAGGCAGCAAUGACUACAUCAACAAUUACUUGAUGCCUGAAAUAUAUCCCUCAAGUCAUUUAUAUACACCAACACAAUAUGCAACUGCCUUGAUUGAUCAAUAUUCACAACAUUUGAGGACUUUGUAUGAAGAUGGAGCAAGGAAAGUUGCCUUAUUUGGACUAGGCCAAAUAGGCUGCAUUCCAGCAGAGUUACAAAAACACGAUACACGUAGAUGUGUGAGCUCAACAAAUAACGCGAUUCAACAAUUUAACAGCAAGCUAAAGUCUCUUGUAGGUGAUCUCAAUACUAAUUUUCCAGACGCGAAGUUCACCUAUAUAAACAUGUACAGCAUUUCAUCAAUCAUCGAUCCACUUAGCGUGUUUACUCGUCCAUGCUGUAACGUUUUGGAAACGAUGCCUGAAGGACAAUGUGUUCCUGGAGAAACUCCAUGCUUUCUUAGAGGGAUUUAUCUUUUCUAUGAUAAUUUUCAUCCAACAGAGAUUGCCAAUAGAAUCGCGACUAGCAGAGCUUAUAAUGCUCUUCUACCGUCUGAUGCUUAUCCUAUGGAUAUUCAUCACUUGAUCAGGACGAACAAUGUUGUGUAUGAUGAAUUGAGUAAUAAUUUCUCAAUUAUAUUUUUCAUCUUCUUCUUGAAUUUAAUUCUCUCAAUGGCGUGCUAUGUUACAAUUAUAUUUAGUAUUGUGUUAUAUUUAGUUUUGAACUUAGUUGAAGGUGCACCGGAAGUACCUUGCUAUUUCAUUUUUGGGGAUUCGUUACUUGAUAAUGGCAAUAAUAAUGACCUUGACACCGCGGCUAGGGCUAAUUAUCCACCUUAUGGAGUUGAUUUCCCGGAUGGUCCGACUGGCCGAUUCACCAAUGGCCGAAAUAUAGCUGACUUCCUAGCUGAACACCUUGAUUUUGAUCACUACAUACCAUCUUUUGCAAGCGCAACGGGUGAUGAGAUUUUGGAAGGUGUGAAUUAUGCAUCUGGUUCAGCUGGAAUUCGAAACGAUACGGGAAGUCAUCUUGGUUAUCGGAUUUACUUGGGCAAACAAUUGGAGAAUCAUAAAGUCACAAUUUCUCGUAUUGCUGAUUUGCUAGGAAAUGCAACUUCAGCCAAAAAUCACUUAAAUAAAUGUCUUUUCAUUGUUGGAAUAGGCAGCAAUGACUACAUCAAUAAUUUUCUAAUGCCAGAUGUAUACCAAUCAAGUCAUUUGUACUCACCAAGUCAGUAUGCAACACUUCUCAUUCAGCAGUACUCCCAACAAUUAAAGGAAUUGUAUUCAGAUGGAGCAAGGAAAAUAGCACUUUUUGGACUACCUCAAAUAGGUUGCAUUCCAGAUCAAUUGAACCAACACAGCACAAUUUUUUGUGUGGAUUCAACAAAUAAAGCAGUUCAAUUAUUCAACAAAAACUUAAAAGCUCUUGUUGAUGAUCUCAAUACUAAUUUCCCAGAUGCAAAAUUCAUAUACAUAAACAUGUAUAGCAUCUCAUCAGCGAUUGCUAUAACUCUAUUGAAUAAUCCAUGCUGUCAAAUUUCUAAAACUAUGCCUGAAGGACAAUGUAUUCCAGGAAAAUCUCCAUGUCUGUUUAGGGCUACACAUUUUUUUUAUGAUAAUUUCCAUCCCACUGAAAUUGGAAAUAAUAUAGCUACGAGUAGAGCUUACAGAGCUCUUCUACCGUCUGAUUCUUAUCCAAUGGAUAUUCGUCAUUUGGUGAGGGCCAAUAAUGUGUACUAUGAUGAUCAGUAAAAUUUCAACGUGUUACACGAAUAUUAUUUAAUGUAAUAAUUGUGUAUGAUGUAUGUUUCAUAAUAAGAAACCAAAAAAUCUUAUUGGAUUUGAAUAAAUUGGAUUAGGUUUCCAUGA
Messenger RNA from Solanum lycopersicum (tomato), 2358 nucleotides. Its product is annotated as GDSL esterase/lipase At4g18970. Gene Ontology annotation, molecular function: hydrolase activity, acting on ester bonds. NCBI's taxonomy places the organism in Eukaryota, Viridiplantae, Streptophyta, Magnoliopsida, Solanales, Solanaceae. The record is from RefSeq and is a predicted model, not a curated record.